AUGACUCCAACGGAAGAACCAUCGCCAAGACUGUUCCUGAACCCGCUCCGCAUCCGGCUGCUAGCCCGCCCGUCCUCGCGCUCGCAGAUCCAACCUGCGGCCUUGGUGAGCCGCAACAAGCAGCUUGAUGCUCCAACCAAGCUUCCCGAGGCGUGUUCGGCCCUUGGAUCCAGGCUGGGACAUGCUGGCAAAAUUCAUACCCUUGCCGACUCCAUCGAUCCCUGUUUCGGCGCGGCACCGUCCGCCGCGGGUCCUGUCAUUCAUCCUACCCCUGAUACAGCUGACGGCGAGAGCUUGGGCCCGUCCAUCAUGCACACCCACGACAUGUCGGCCGGUUCUAGCAAGGACAGGGGAGGUAACAAUGGAGACGACGGCACCCGUGGCUUCCGAUUCGGCGAUAAUGGUGGCAGCGACGGCAGCGGAAGAGGCGGUGAUUUCUUCCCCGGCGGCGGAAGAGGGAAUUUCGACAAAAUUAACGGAGGCCGCGGGAACGGGAAUGGGAAUGGAAAUGGAAACGGAAAUGACAAUGGCAAAGGCGGCGACAAUGGGGACGGCAACGGCAACAGCAACGACGGCGACAAUGGGAACGACAGAGACUCCGGAGGAGGACAUCGUAAGAUAGGAGACGGUUCCGGGUUUGGAGGAGACAGAGACAGAAAUGGCCGCAACGGAGACGGUGACAACAGCCCGAUAGCAAGCAGUCCGGCCGGGACGUCUCCCACAACAUCAGGUCCAACGUCCGACCAAACAUCACCCCUGCCGACGACAGCAUCCGCUGAAUCCAGCGAUUCCUCAGCGGUGCCCGCCUCGAUAACAACCAAACCAUCCAGCACAACCAGCCCUGACGUGAUCCUCCUGCAGCCCGGUGUAACGACAUCUCCUACGACCCAGGCGGGCUUGACUACUAGCUCAUCCCUCCCUUCCUUGACAUCGGCCGAUACAGCAAGCUCAACGAGCGCCUCUGGCUCGACGGGAGCGGUAGCGUCCCCGGAUACUGCUUCCGAGGUUGAACCAUCUGCUUCUUCGGGACCAACCGAGACACCGGCUCCCGACUCUACGCCGUUUGGGAGACCAUUCGGGUUCGGGAACGGAAGAGGCCCCAAUAACAACCGCUUCCAGUCGUCCGAAGUGGGGAUGGACGCAACGGCCGAGCGGGCACUGAUCUCGGUGGGCUCAAUAGGGGGCUUCAUCCUUGUGUGCUUUCUCGUUUGGCUGGUCUGGAGGGCAAUGAGGAGGUCAAGGCGGGGUGCCGAUGCUGGCAGCUCUCCAAGAGGAAUUGCUCGCAGAAUUCCAUUCCUCAGACGAGGGAACUGGCAGAGCUUGGGAGACUCGGCGAUCACCCAGUCACGGCCACCAAGCUACCGCGAGAAGCCCGGUAGCUUCCGCGCUCCCUCGGCAAAGGGCUUCUAUGCGCCGGAGAAGGUGCAGCAGCCACAGGAAGCUUGGCCGCCGAGAACUGUCCAGGGCUUCGUUGCAGAACCGGAUCCGGUUCUGUCCAGCAAUGCGUACCAGCAGCCACAGUCCGAUCCCAACAACAUGUACCCGGCGAGGAACCCCCUUACUCUCGUCACAACCAUGACCAAUCCGCCGGCGCUCUCCCAUCAACCGCAGGAAUCGUUCAGCUCUACCAACGCUGCUCACUUCGGAGCGUUAAUGUCGGGCGACCAGCAAGGUGGCCUGUUCCAAACCGACGUCUCACCCGUCUCCUAUUACAACCCAACCCUCAUGACGCAACAGUUCACGGCCCCCUACCAGCCCAUCUACCGCCAACCCAGCCGCGCCAUGAGCGAGGUAUCCUCGCUCUCAUCAGGCUUCGGAGACGGCGAGCUGAUGGUCACGAACCCGCCGGUGGUCAGCCGUCCCGCGCCGACCGCAGCCCCCGGCGGCGGCGGCGGCGGCGGCGGGGCCCCGCAGCACCUGGCCCGCUUCUCGUGGAUGGCGCAGGCGCAGGAGCCCGCCGGCGGAGCGCCGGAGCUGCGCAGGAGCCCCAGUAGCGCCGGGCGGCGCGAGACCGUCUACACGGACGCGAGCGAGGACCGGCCCGCGCGCUUCCGCAGCGUCCGGUCGUGGGUCGACCAGCAGACUGGGCGCAUCCGCCGCGCGCAGCGCCGGCUCCAGGACGGAGACCAGGGCGCACCGCCGCCGCCGGGCAACCCGGGCAUUCCGGGAAUACCGAACCCGCCGGAGGAGCAGAACCUGCGGUUGAUGAUGGACGAUGAUGAGAAGCCGAGGAGGGUGGAGGAUGUCAUGGGCUUGGGAACGGGGUUGGGGUUGGGUGGGAAGACGCCUGAGACGGGCUAA
Messenger RNA from Thermothielavioides terrestris NRRL 8126, 2301 nucleotides. RefSeq lists its product as uncharacterized. Lineage: Eukaryota; Fungi; Ascomycota; Sordariomycetes; Sordariales; Chaetomiaceae. The transcript is spliced from 5 exons. The record is from RefSeq and is a predicted model, not a curated record. Bases 1 to 2301 code for a protein of 766 amino acids.